Molecule: messenger RNA, 1800 nt
Organism: Aphis gossypii (cotton aphid)
Lineage: Eukaryota; Metazoa; Arthropoda; Insecta; Hemiptera; Aphididae
Product: zinc finger MYM-type protein 1-like
Exons: 2
Coding region: 1-1800 (599 amino acids)
Source: RefSeq, a predicted model, not a curated record
AUGAGUGACAUACGACAUUUUUUGCAAAAGAAACGUAAGAUAGAAUCAAUUUCAUCAAGUAUAAAUGAAGGCAAUAAUGACAUAGGUAAUUUAAGUACUAAUAGUUCUAAUAGUAGCCAACAAAAAGAAGUGCCACGACUCCUUCAUCAGUUGACUGUUGGUGCUAAUAAAUUAGAUAUUGGACUGUAUUUGAAUUCCUAUGUUGAUGACGAAUUACGUUUAAAGUUAUUGAAGGACUCCUGGGUUCCUCCAAAAACAUAUGACUUCAAAAAAGAUUUGACCAACGACUCUACGAGAGCUCAUGAAAAUAGUAUUUGGCAUAAAGACGCAAUUAAUACGUCACAACAUUUUUUAAACUCAAAAGAGAGAAAACAAUUGAGUGUUCAUGAGCAAAUAGAUUCGGCAUUUAAUAGAGAAAUAGAAGAAAACAGGGUGAAACUUUGUUCUAUCAUAUCGUCAAUCGUAUUUUGUGCAAAGCACGAUCUUCCACUAAGAGGUAAAAAUGACGAAGGUUCCGUUUUUACAGAUUUAUUACAAUUCCGUGUCGAAUCAGGGGAUGAAGUUUUGAAUAAGCAUUUAAAGUCUGGAGCUAAAAAUGCGUUGUAUAUCUCACAUGAAGUUCAAAAUGAACUAAUUAAAACUUGUGCUAAUGUACUUAGACAAAAUAUUAUUGAAGAAGUGAAACUUUCAUCUGUUUUUUCGGUCUUAGCUGACGAGACUGGCGAUAUAAGUGGCACCGAACAAUUGUCAAUAGAUGUUCGGUAUUUGUUUUACGACGUUAAGUUUCAUAAACACAAAAUUUGUGAAGAAUUUCUUGGUUACUCGCCUCUUACAAAACUAGAUUCUAAAUCCAUUGCCAAAACCAUCAUUGAAUUUUUAGAAAGUUGUAAUUUAGAUUUGAAUCGACUUGUGGGCCAAGGAUAUGAUGGAUGCGCUACAAUGGCUGGACAUAUAAGUGGCGUUCAAAAAUUAAUUAAUGAAGCUUAUCCUAUGGCACUAUUCUUCCAUUGUGCUAGUCACGUAUUGAAUCUUGUAUUCAAUGAUUUAAAUAACGUAAGUGAAGUAAGAAAUACAACCGGGAUCAUAAAAGAAAUAAUAAAUUUUUUUAGAGAGAGCACAUUGAGUAGAAAAAUUAUUCCCAAUAUUCCUUUACUUUGUGGAACUCGUUGGUCAGCAAAAUAUAAGAGUAUUAGAAUUUUUGCUGGCAAUUUUAUUGUUAUUGUAAAAGCUUUGGAAGAACUAUCAAAAAGUACAGCAAAUGCAAAAACCAAAAUUAAAUCUUAUCAAUUCUUUACUGCUGCUACUACACCAGUUUUUAUUGUUACAUUGCAAGUAAUAGCUGUUUAUUCCGCUAAAUUUGAAUCAGUAUGCAAUCUACUUCAACAAGUUAAUAUGAAUUUGAAAACAGUGAACAAUCACAUAACCAAACUAGUUGAUAUUUUGCAGUUGUAUAGAAAUGAUUCGUCGAUCGAAUUUACCGUAUUAUUUGCAAAAUCUAAAGAAAUCGCUGAAGAACUUGAUGUUGAAAUACGUCCACCUAGAGUAGCUGCACGACAAAGUCAAAGAUCAAAUUAUUCAUCUACAAACCAUGAAGAGUUUUUCAGAAUAUCCAUUUUCGUUCCUUAUCUAGAAUCAGUUAUAUCAUCAUUAAAAGAUCGUUUUUCUAAAAUUCACAAUCAAUCAUUUUCUCUAAUGGAUCUUCAUCCCUAUGCUAUGAAAAACAUGAGUAAAGAACAGUUUAUUUGCACAUCAAAUGAUAUUGUAAAACUGUAUGGAAAUAUUUUGUCAUCAAAUUUGUAA